AUGUCCCAUGUUCAACUAGGAGCGAAUUAUGGACAACAAAAUCCGCAUUUCAUGGCUACGUUGGCUGGACAAUUAAGUCGAAGAAACAUGAUCAAUGGUUUGAUGAAUUCUUCAUCGAAUAAUAAUUUGACUGCACCUAUUGGUUUUCAACCUGGUUUCCCUGGGUUCGGAUCUCAACAUGCUCAAAGUAAUCAAGGUCUACAAUAUGUUCCUGCAAAUGGUCUCCACGUCUGGAAUGGCAGCCGGACCCCAUGCGCUUCAUCAACAAAUGUUUUCAAUCAAGUGGGUUUGGUUUUGUUCUGAAAAUAUUGAAAACAAUUUGUAAAUUUAUAUGAAUUUCAGCAAGUCCCGCCCAUCGAGUUUGUAUCACCUCAAUUGUUGCAAGUAAAUACCUGGAUUCGAUGUGAAUGCAUUUGGGCAGAUGUCCCAAGAAUCGCUAUUGAGUUAAUCGAAUAA
This is a messenger RNA of Caenorhabditis angaria, 456 nucleotides long. The record is from the annotation of a GenBank genome assembly. Lineage: Eukaryota; Metazoa; Nematoda; Chromadorea; Rhabditida; Rhabditidae.